Messenger RNA from Zootermopsis nevadensis, 3055 nucleotides. Lineage: Eukaryota; Metazoa; Arthropoda; Insecta; Blattodea; Termopsidae. The record is from RefSeq and is a predicted model, not a curated record.
AAACAACUUCCGUUUCCGUGGAUGUUCAUAGACCACAACAGGAAGGGCGCUUGAAGUCGUUGGUAGUGCGACUGUAUUCAGAAAGAGAAAUUGAACAUUUAUUCUCCGUCAACCACUACCACAAAGUUAAUACGCAACUUGAGCGGACAAGCCUUCAAGAGUCGUAUACCUAACCAGAAAUCCGAUUAGUAACAAGAAAUUAUCUACUGAGCGGAUAAACGAAAGUCUCCCAAUUACACAUUCUGAAAACCAGGAACAAAAUAUGGAGGAUAUAAAGCAGCGAAGCCAACUAAUUUUAUGCAGGCUCACGAAAUACACAAUUAAUAAUUUAAGAGAUGAUCUGACGGCUGCUCAGCAACGGCUAGAAAACGCAGACCAACUACCUGUGCAAAAGAACACGUUAUUCGUUAUAUUAAAGAAAUUUGCUCGCGUAGAGAAAGAACUUGAGAGUUUUAGAGAGAGAGUAAAUGAAGCCAAUGCGACGAAGUUCGACAUUCAGAAAAUGAAAGAUAAAAUGAUGGACGUGGAAGGAAAACACCGUAGGGAAAUUAGAAGAGCCCAGGAAACUAUAAACGGACUGAGUGAGGCUGUAGCAAGAAUCUCGGCUGAAAAUGAGAAGUUUAAGCAGCAAAUCGACAACCUUCUUGCCUCCCAUAAUGACGACGUCAUAGUUUACACACAUGAAGAAGCAGUGGGGCAUCUCAGUGCUGCAAACAACAACAACAUCAAGAAUAAACAGAAACGUGGCAGGACUGAUAGCCUGACAGCCCAGAAAGCCGAAGAUGGACAGGACAUUGGGGAGGACUGCAGUGAGAACUGUGCUGAGAGCUCUUGUGAGGACUGUGCCAAGGGCUGCUGUGAGGACUGGGCUGAGAACUGCUGUGAGGACUUUGCCAAGGACUGCUGUGAGGACUGUGCCAAGGGCUGCUGUGAGGACUGGGCUGACAACUGUGCCAAGGGCUGCUGUAAGGACUGCUGUGAGGACUUUGCCAAGGACUGCUGUGAGGACUGUGCCAAGGGCUGCUGUGAGGACUGGGCUGAGAACUGCUGUGAGGACUGUGCUGAGAACUGCUGUGAGAACUGUGCUGAAAACUGCAGUGAGGACUGUGCUGUAAACAGCAGUGAGGACUGGGCCGAGAACUGUUGUGACGACUGUGCUGAGAAAUGUAGAGAGGACUGGGCUAAGGACUGCUGUGAGGACUGUGCUGAGAGCACCUGUGAGGACUGGGAUGAAAACUGCAGUGAGGACUGUGCAGCGGACUGCAGUGAGGACUAUGCUGAGAGGUGCAGUGAGAACUGUUCUGAGAAAUGCAGUGAGGACUGGGCAGUGGACUGCAGUGAGAACUGGGUCAAGGCCAGCAUUGAGGACUGGGCCAAAGACUGUGGAGAGGACUUGGUCGAGGACGUUAGCGGCAAGAGCGCUGACAAAAAUGGACAAAACCGAGCAAGGAAUGUGCCUCUUGGAGAUGAACCACCAGCUCAUACCUGUAAACAGGCCAAAGUGCUUAAUUCCCCAGUCAAACGUUCAAAGUCUUGCCUUCCAAGACUAAGAGACUUCGAGCCGCUGAAACUUCUAGGAAGAGGAGGUUUUGGAAAAGUUUACCUAGUUUGUAAAAAAGGCGGUGCAGAUAAUGGCAAAUUGUACGCUAUGAAAACAAUGAAUAUUGAAAAAAUACAGGAACAAAAAGAUGGCUGUCAACAAUAUCGUACGGAAUGUGACAUGUACAAAAGAGGCCUGGAGGCUCCAUUCCUGGUGGGACUCUACUAUGCCUUUCACACACAAUCAAAAGUCUGCCUCAUACAAGACUAUUAUGCAGGUGGUGACUUAUUCCAUCUGUUGCGGGAGUGGGGAGUGUUUUCAGUUGAUGACACUAGAUUAUAUCUUGCAGAAAUCAUCCAUGGUGUGGAGUAUCUGCAUCAGCUUAGAGUCAUACACCGAGACAUAAAACCAGCAAAUAUAUUGGUAGAUGCUGAAGGUCAUAUUGCCAUUGCAGAUUAUGGGUUGUGCAAGCAAUUUGUCAGCUCUAAAGAGGAUGAUGAUUAUGCAUAUAAUAAAUGUGGCACAAAUCAGUAUAUGGCGCCAGAGAUGAUCAUUGGUGAAGGCUACAGCUAUGAGGUGGACUGGUGGAGUGUUGGGAUUACGGCUUUUGAAAUGAUGAUGGGGCACAAACCCUUUCAUUAUGAUGACGAUAGGAAUCAUUCAGCACUCUAUCACAACAUUUUGCAUCACACACCAGACAUUCCACCAUGGUUCUUGGACAAUGAGGUAGAUUUUCUCAGAAGAAUAUUGGAGAAGGAUCCAAAAAUUCGCUUAGGUGGAGGGAAAGCCGGAGCAGAGAAUAUCAAGAAACAUCCAUUUUUUGAUGGCAUAAACUGGAAUGAAGUGUCAAGGAGACAACUGGUGAUGCCACACCUACUAGAUCUUGAGCAUGAGGAGGACAUUUCUGAUCAAGAUUUUGGAUCGAGCAACAUUUCAUUUCUGUCACCAUCUAAUAUAUGUGACAACAGCAACGAGGCAUGCUCAUACAUAGCCCCAGUCCUGAUGCCUAAUGGGUCAAAUUGAAGAGAAACCUGUCAGCAGUGCUGAAGUUCAGCAUAGAUAAUAUUUUGGCUGUUUUAAUUUAUCAGAAGUUAAUGAAAGGCUCUCGGGCUGCAAGUCGUGUCAGGUGGUUGUAUGGUUCAUUCACAAUCAGCCACCUGACGCGGCUUGUUGCCUGAGAGUGUUUCAUUAACUUCGGUCGCCGCAAAAGCUUCACUUUAUUUCAGAAGUUGUUUGUGUCUUUUGAAUAUACGUUCUGCAAUUUAAAAAAAAAAUUAUUUUCAUAUCACACAAUAAAUUAUGUUUCAUUAUUGAGCCUUGAAACUUACAGGAGAAGAUAAAUUUUUUUUAAUAGACUUCGGAUAUAUCCACCAUUUGCAGGUUCUACAAAAUAAAAGUAUUAAUAUUAUACAGGUGUCAUCACUUCACUGUUAGAAUAACACACAGAAAUAAAGAUAAUUAUGUAAUGUUAUAGAUGCUAGAUUAACACAUUAAAGUCUACUAACACAUCUCAGA